GUUUUUUUUUUUUUCAUUUCUCUCUUACUCUGAGUUUCUUACAUAAUGGACAAAACUUUUGAGAUUCCUGACAGUUCUUCAGAAAGCUCAUUAGAACUUCCUUUAUCACCAGCUCAACAACAACUAGUAGAUCAACUUUCUUUACAUAAAGAUAAACCUAAUGGUCAAUCUACUACUCCAACCACACGUCAUAGUAUUGAAGUCAAAGCCAACUAUGUCAAUUUACUUUUAACAGCAUACGGAUACCCAGUACCUCUUAUCUUUGAUAGUAAGGACGAGAAUGAUAUUAUGAAGGUGUUAGAUUGUUUUCAAAUGGUGUUACAAGAUAUCAAGAAACAUCAAGAUGAACGUGAUGAGAUGAACGAAACUAUAGUGACAUUACAAAACGAACAAGAUCAAACUCAAACCAAUCUGAAUCGUUGUUUGGCUGACCUUGACAAAAAGGAACAAGAAAUUGCUCAAGCGAAGAUCAAAGCAAAAUCUGCCGAUGAACAAUGGAAAAAAUCACUUGAAACCAACCGUCAUAUCAAAGAAGAACUGUCAAAGUGUAAAAACAAUAUGCAAUAUAUGAAAUUACAAUAUGCGCAUGAAACUCGACGACAUGAGCAGGAUCAUGCAAAGACAAGGGAACGAUUAAUGAAAUUGAUGAAGGAGAAACUCAAAACAAAUGUAGUAUCAGUGACAAUCAACAAUGCUUUACCUAUUUCUGAAAUAGACGCAGAACCUAAAGUAACUCCGUUACAAAAUGAACGUGCCAUGAACAAAGACUUGUUGCAAAAAUGUACUGAUCGAGAAAGAGAAGCAAGGAUGGAAAGUGAAGAUUUACGCACAGCAUUGAUCAAAAUAUAUACCACUAUACGACGAUUAAUUGAAACUCAAGUAGAAACAUUUGAAGACACUGUUGGAACACAAAAGUUACGGAAGGAAACAGCUCAAAAUAUUGAAAAGUUAAAAUUACCUAUGGAUUUUGGUGCAUCGAUGGCUAUGGAACAAGUAAAUAUAUUAUUAGACAAAUUACAAGAAGAAUGGAAUCGUCAAAUUGUGGAUAGGAAUGUUUAUACGCAAGAAGAAAUGGAUGAAAAAGAUCUGACCACACAGCAAUGGCAAUCGGAGGUGACCGAAUUAGAAGAAACAUUAGGCAGGUUGCAACAGGAACAUGAACAGAAAGAGCAAGUCUAUCUCCGAUUCGUGAAUGGUGGAUUCUUUGAUGAAAUAGCAAAAGAACAAACUCUUGAACUAUCAGAUUCUGAAAGCUCAGUUUUAGAAGACGAUCCACAAAAUUUAGCACAUUAUCACCAACUUCAUCAAAAUGCAAAAAAAGAACGAGAAAGGGUGACGGAAGCAGCCAUCCAGUUAGGAAAUGAACGUACCAAACUUGAAGCUGAACGGUGGGCGUUUGAAGAGAUGAAAAGACAAGCAAAAUUAUUGGAAAUCAUGGAAACUGUAUCACCUCCACAUGAAACAGCGUCAUCAUCAGCAUCAUCACAAUCCAAAAGGCAACGAUUAUUUUAAUUAGUUUAAUAUAGUUAUACAUCAUAUACCCAGUAUUGUUUUUUAUUUAAAAAACAAUCAUAUUAAUAAACGAUUUCAAGGAAAAUAGAGUUCUAUUUUUUUUAUUGUU
Molecule: messenger RNA, 1621 nt
Organism: Halteromyces radiatus
Lineage: Eukaryota; Fungi; Mucoromycota; Mucoromycetes; Mucorales; Cunninghamellaceae
Product: Afadin and alpha-actinin-binding-domain-containing protein
Exons: 12
Coding region: 46-1512 (488 amino acids)
Source: RefSeq, a predicted model, not a curated record